CGUUGCUUUUUUUUGUUCCUUUUUUUAGGUGCCGUGGGUGCCGAAAUUCGAACAGAAUGCAUAAACGACGAGAUCCGGCUUAGCAACCCUCAACUUGCUAGUCUUAUCCAGGAAAACUCUUACAAAGAGCUGAUCUGGACUGUUGACGAUCCAGAAAAGCAAGGCCAGGACAAACAAAAGCUCGUGUAUUGUAACGAGUAUUUUAAAUGCCACAAGUAUAACAUCACUGGGAGAUAUCAGCAGAGAAUUGAGACAACAGCUGCCGUGCGGGGUGUGCUUUACAUCAAACAGAAGAAGUUCAACGAUAAACUCACGUACACAUGCCGCGUGAUACAGAAAGGAAACAAGCCUCCGUGUGAUUACACGUUCACAGUCAGAUCUUCAGCAAAUUGUGAGUAAAUCAACGAAUCAUGUGAACCACCCAUUUUUAAAAUCUUAAAAAACAUAGUUAGACAUUAGCCAUGCAUGCAUAAUCUGAAAGUAGACAAUUUAGCUUGGUUUUUAGCUUGGCACUUUUUUUUUCAUAUUGCUCUCACGAGGCCACUGCCGCGGGAAAAAGCCCCAUUUCGUGUAAGAGAAGCGUUAAGAAAAUCAGCCUUAGCUUAGGGCGCAGCUGAGAUGUUCAAUGGGUAGAGGGUGGUGUGGGGGUCACAGUUACGAAUUCCUCCGUCGCUGGGCACUUAACGGGAAAUGGCUUGUAUCUGAAUGGGUGGGCUUGUGUUCUGGCAAAGGGAGUACUGUUACAUAGUUAUGCCAUGUAGGAAAUUGGGCGUUUUCUUGAACCGUAAUCAUAAGACUCAAGAGAUAAUAAAGGGAUUUUCUUGUAAGAUUCGUAAGUUAUUGUGUACUCUUGGCUUAACCGAAAAAAUAACUCACAAAGGGUAUGGGGAAAUCGUGAGCUCGCUAGGACACCCCUGCCACACCGCGUCUUUGAUAAGUUUCCUUUGGGGUGAAUCAUUUACCCAAGUUAGUUUGGAGGAUUGCCCUAACUGCAAAGUUGAUUUGCUUUUCUUUCAAAAUUUCUCCGCCAAAUGUAAACGGGAAGUUACCUUCAGGUUCACGUUAAGGAUUUAUAGUAUUAUAAGCUAAUCUUUCUUUGGUUUUUCCCUCUCAAGGCUUGUCCACGACUGUUGGGAAAAGAAUCGACCUGAGCCGUGCGAUUCAUGAAAAAUGUUCAGAGAAAGACGUGGAAGACAUAACAUGGUACAGGAUCCUUCAGGGUGGUGGAAAGGAAAAAAUUGCGCACUGCAGUCCAUCCAGGGUUUCGUGCUUGCUCAUCAAUUGCACAAGAUCGUGCCCGGAGUAUCUAAGAAGGCUGAAGACGAAUGGAUUAUCAGUCAUCUUGACAAAUGUUACGCCUAAUGACCGUGGUUUGAAAUUCCAGUGCGAGUUACAUCCAGGAAUCCACGGGACACGUCAAGCUUAUACCAUUAAGAUCAAAGAGGUCGCUGUACCCCGAGAAGGUUAGUGCGUGAGACUUACGCGAUUUCAAGGGUGAGUUGUAGGGGUGGGAGGGUGGGAGAGGCGCCAUGUAAGGUUGGUAUGUAUGCUCGCGUAUGCUCAAUGCCAUUAGGGGCCUUGCUCACAAUAAAUGUUGUCGGCCUACAGGUGGUGACAUGUUCCAACUAUCUCCUUCUUUUCCUUUGCGAGUGUUGUAUUUAUGAAAGCUUGGAGAUGAUUAAAUUGUUCCAUGAACACUGAUAACAGCAAGAAACUAAAAUAUAAAAUAGCAAGAGAAUAUACGACCAUUGUGAUGGAUCACCACACAUUGUAAAUGAGGAGCUUGAUAUUUUCUGUUUAAACACUUUUUUGCUACAGGUACACCAACCAGAACCCCAGAAGUAAUCACAGGAGGGUCUUUACAAGAAGAUGAAAGCAACAGGACAAAACACCGACCCACCAUCCCACCUAACGUCACACCAGUAACCUUAAAAUUGACAAAAACACUUUUAUUUCUGUGCUUAAUGUCGGAAAUGUUUACUUUCCCUGGAUAGUAUAUGUAUGGAAGGUGAAUAUACUGCAACAUUUUCGACUUGAAACUGUUGGAUAGAUCUGAUCAAAGGUUCCGUCUUAUCAAGGCACCAGGUGUGGUUAAGGAAUACUCGCUACAGAUUGAAGGGUCCACAAACGAGCCUUUCCACCUGGGAAGUGGAGUUCUUUUGAUCACCAAGAUGUUAUUAUAUGAUGGAACUGCUGUCCAACAAGUAUUUCAUUUUGUUUCGUGUCACAAUUCUACGAAUACAAAUCUUAUGCAGCUUCUUCGCUCACGAACAAUUAUUCACGAACAAUUACUUGCCUGUCGCCAGCCAUAUAAAGAAGAAUUUUGGAUAUUCAGUCCGAAAUAAUUCUUGCCAGAAGAGCACUAUAUUCUUCUUUUUGAGCAUUAAGACGAAAUCGACUGAGGUCUCGAGUAAUGAAGGGACAAAAAGAGGCCCCGUAGGCAGUCUUUAUCAGUUUCUUUUGACUAGAACAUACCGUCAACUUUUGCGUGGCCUGCAGGUUUUUAAUAAUAAAAAUAUAAACAUUUCUUUAUGAAUUGAAGUGUUUUCCGCCUUUCAAGGCAAGUAUUUGUAUCAGACUGACACUUUCCGCGGAUCAGCCUAUCGUCUCGGCUAUUUAAAUAAGAUCAAUCAGUCUAUGUCUGAUGUAAUGAUGAAUAGGGACAAAGUUACGUUAAACAGAAUAAUCGAGGACACUGGCGGCUCUCAGAGAUAGGGGCCAUGACCUCAUACUCCUCAGAGUUAAAACCGAACGGUUUAAACAGGGUUUUUUAAAUAUACGUCUUUUCAGUUUUAUUUCUCAACCUAUUUUUCUCUCGUUGGUCUUAAAUGGAUUUAACUACGCAGUUG
Molecule: messenger RNA, 2849 nt
Organism: Pocillopora meandrina
Lineage: Eukaryota; Metazoa; Cnidaria; Anthozoa; Scleractinia; Pocilloporidae
Source: the annotation of a GenBank genome assembly